AUGUAUAAUGCAGGAUAUGGCUUUGGCAACCCGGCCUUUAACCAACCCGGCGCGCCGCAACAACCCCAACAACAACCGCAGCAGCCGCCACAGCCGCAACAACAACAACCGCAACCGCAACAACCGCAGCCGCAGCAGCAGCAGCAGCAGCAGCAGCAGCAGCAGCACUCGCCGCACUCGCCGCACCAGCAGCAACAGCAGCCGAAUCCCCAGCCAUUGUACAAUCAGCAGCAGCAGUUCGCCGGCAUGCCUCAAGGGUCCUUCAACCCCGGAAACAACGCUCAGAUGAUGCAAGGCAUGCCCGCGGGCAUGAUGCAGAACUCGGCCAUGCCUAGCAUGCCUCCCAAUGGACAGAUGCCCGGCUACCCUCAACAGUUUCCAGGAGCAGCUUACGGGCAGCUGAUGCCGGGCGGCGUACCGCCCAACUUUGCGCCGAACAACUACAUGAUGACCGGUGGAAUGCAAGCCUUUCCAAUGAAUCAAACGGGCAUGAAUCUUCAGCAAGUGCAGAUGAUGCAACGGAUGCAAGCGCAGCAAGCCGCUCAACAGGCGCCGCCGCCGCCGCCGCAGCAGCAGCAGCAUCACCCUCAUCAACAAUAUCAACAACCUCAGCCUCAGUCGCAUCAGCAGCAACCACAGCAGCCGCAGUCACAACAGCAUCCGCCGCAACAGCAGCACCCACUGCAACAGCAGCAACCACAAUCACAGCAGUCACAGCAUCCACCACCACAUCAGCAGCAGCAGCAUCGUCAUCACCACCAUCAUCAACAACAACAUCAAUCGCAACAAGAACAGCCCCAGCAACACCAACCACUUCAGCCGCAACACCAGACCCUUCCCGGAGUAAGCCAGACGACCACCCCCCAACGGCCUUCGAGCGCUGCUCAGGGCACUCCAACCAAUCCCAUGUUGCAGCAUCAGCCGCAGUUCGCGACACCGCAGCCGCACCCUCACAACCAGCCUUCGCAAAACGCACAGCAAGCUCCCUCUCUAGGUACACCCCAGACACCAACCUUCUCUACCAAUCACACCAGCGGAGCGGGCAUGCCUACGACCGGGACGCCCCUGAGUCCUAGAUCAGAGUCGCGAGAGAAGGAGAGGUUUGCUCUACUCUUGGACAUCAACCAUGAACUGCUGUAUGAAUCUAUACAGAUUCAAUCCACGCAACAGGAGCUGAAGAAAGAGAACCCCCCCACAAGUGGCAGCCAAGGCGAUCGAAAGCCAACCGAAGAAGAAAACCUGUUUCAGCAGGACUACCUCCAAUGCAUGAGAAGGCUACAGGCAAACCUGUCUUAUAUGGCUGCUCUCGCAGACCGGAAGCCAGAGGUCAAGGUUCCUCCGUGUCCGGCAUAUCUCAGCGCACCGCCCCUGAACCUGUCGCUAAGACUAAGGUCACCCUCUGUCGUACCAGAAGGGCAGGAUGCAAACAUUGACACCGUGGCAGAUCGACAAGAACGAGACAAGUCAAUCAGGGACUUGUAUAAAAGGCUCCAGGCAGUCUUCCCAGGCUUCGACCCCAAGAAGGAACCCGCAUUCCGCAUGCCUGGACCUGGCCAAAAGUCCGGCGGUCAAGGCUCGAAUCAGGCGAGCCCUACCGUUCAACAAAAUCCCCAGAUGCCCACCAUGUCGGCACCCGUCGGCAACCCUGGCGUGAUGGGUUAA
This is a messenger RNA of Ustilaginoidea virens, 1662 nucleotides long. RefSeq lists its product as uncharacterized. The coding region runs from base 1 to 1662 and encodes 553 amino acids. The transcript is spliced from 3 exons. Lineage: Eukaryota; Fungi; Ascomycota; Sordariomycetes; Hypocreales; Clavicipitaceae. The record is from RefSeq and is a predicted model, not a curated record.